This is a messenger RNA of Aureobasidium vineae, 255 nucleotides long. NCBI's taxonomy places the organism in Eukaryota, Fungi, Ascomycota, Dothideomycetes, Dothideales, Saccotheciaceae. The record is from the annotation of a GenBank genome assembly.
AUGUCCAAAUCCAUAACAGCAAAAGAAGUAAAAGACCACGCNAACCCCGAGACAGGCCUCUACAUCAUCAUCGACGGCGGCGUGUACUCGAUGGCCGAAUUCGCAGACGAACACCCUGGUGGCUCUAAGAUUCUGAAGAGGGUGGGCGGAAAAGAUGCGAGCAAACAAUUCUGGAAGUAUCACAAUGAGGGUGUGUUGAAGAAGUAUCAGGGCAAGCUAAAGAUUGGUGAGCUCAAGGAGGAAGCGAAACUCUGA